This is a messenger RNA of Volvox carteri f. nagariensis, 606 nucleotides long. RefSeq lists its product as uncharacterized. The record is from RefSeq and is a predicted model, not a curated record. NCBI's taxonomy places the organism in Eukaryota, Viridiplantae, Chlorophyta, Chlorophyceae, Chlamydomonadales, Volvocaceae. The annotation marks the transcript as partial. The transcript is spliced from 2 exons.
GCUUGCAGAUCGCAUAUGGCAUAUGCUUGCAGAUCGCUUAUGGCAUAUGCUUGCAGAUCGCAUAUGCUUGCAGAUUGCAUAUGCUUGCAGAUCACAGAUGGCAUAUGCUUGCAGAUCGCAUAUGCUUGCAGAUCGCAUAUGCUUGCAGAUCAUAUAUGCUUGCAGAUCGCAUAUGCUUGCAGAUCGCAUAUGGCAUAUGCUUGCAGAUCGCAUAUGGUAUAUGCUUGCAGAUCGCAUAUGGCAUAUGCUUGCAGAUCGCAUCGCAUAAUGGCAUAUGCUUGCAGAUCGCAUAUGGCAUAUGCUUGCAGAUCGCAUAUGGCGUAUGCUUGCAGAUCGCAUAUGGCAUAUGCUUGCAGAUCACGUAUGCUUGCAGAUCACAUAUGCUUGCAGAUCGCAUAUGGCAUAUGCUUGCAGAUUGCAUAUGCUUGCAGAUCGCAUGUGCUUGCAGAUUGCAUACGGCAUAUGCUUGCAGAUCGCAUAUGGCAUAUGCUUGCAGAUCGCGUAUGCUUGCAGAUCACAUAUGGCAUAUGCUUGCAGAUCGCAUAUGCUUGCAGAUCGCAUAUGUUUGCAGAUUGCAUAUGCUUGCAGAUCGCAUAUGCUUGCAGA